AUGAAGUUCACAACUAUUUUUGGACUUACCUUGACCCUCCUCACUACCUCCAUAUCCGCUCAUCCUUUCUUUGAAACCUGGUCGGACAGCGUGACCAUCCAACUCUCGAACGACUGGUCUGGUGCCCACGCCGAAGCUAAAAUUUCAGCCGAUGGCAAAAAACACUCAAUCAAGUCUCUCUUUGACGGCUCAGCCCUCCAAAGCGAGGACGGCAAUAUUCUUGCAACAAGCGCACAGCUCACCAAGUUCGAUAAAAAUACAGUAUGCCGAAUCGUUGAGCCAACAACACCUGUACGCACCACAUUAACUGCAAGCGAUACUUGGGCAUUCUUAGAUAGAGGCGCCUGGGUGAAUUUGGAUCGCGGAUCCUUGUGGUGCUUUGAGUCUUAA
Messenger RNA from Aspergillus alliaceus, 390 nucleotides. RefSeq lists its product as uncharacterized. The transcript has a single exon. NCBI's taxonomy places the organism in Eukaryota, Fungi, Ascomycota, Eurotiomycetes, Eurotiales, Aspergillaceae. The record is from RefSeq and is a predicted model, not a curated record. Bases 1 to 390 code for a protein of 129 amino acids.